Syzygium oleosum is the source of this 2006-nucleotide messenger RNA. RefSeq names its product metal tolerance protein 1-like. The record is from RefSeq and is a predicted model, not a curated record. The transcript has 3 exons. Gene Ontology annotation, molecular function: zinc ion transmembrane transporter activity. Gene Ontology annotation, cellular component: plasma membrane; vacuole. Bases 279 to 1577 code for a protein of 432 amino acids. Gene Ontology annotation, biological process: zinc ion transmembrane transport. Lineage: Eukaryota; Viridiplantae; Streptophyta; Magnoliopsida; Myrtales; Myrtaceae.
CUGAGGUCGCUUCUCGGAUGUGAGUGAUGAUAUUCUUUUGUUCUAAGUGUCCAAAUCUGAAGUCUGACUAGUCUGAAACAUGGACGUUGGAUUUUUUUGGAAAGCGAUUGAUUGUCCUGUAUGGGAUUGCAAAAGGUCCAAUUGUUUGUUUGCUGGAUUAUAGAGUUACCUCCGAAAUUGAUGUGAAAAGGAUGCAGCACCGUAUAUACUCGAGAGGGAUGGGGAGAAAAGUGUCCGGUGUGGGAACCCUGGUUUUGUACUCAUCCAUGGCAUUUUAGAUGGAAGCUCGGAGUGGUGAACAUGAACAUAUAAUUGAGGUUUAUGGGGAAUUGCCAGCAGAAACAGGGAGGGGUGGGAUAAAAAUUUGUGGUGAGGCACCUUGUGGAUUUUCAGAUUCUAGUACCAGUUCUCAAGAUGCAAAGGAGCGGUCAGCAUCUAUGAGGAAACUUUUGGUGGCAGUUGUUCUCUGCAUAAUAUUCAUGACUGUAGAGGUUGUUGGAGGAAUCCAAGCGAACAGUCUAGCAAUUCUAACAGAUGCAGCUCAUUUAUUGUCAGAUGUUGCUGCAUUUGCUAUAUCCUUAUUCUCCCUGUGGGCUUCGGGAUGGGAGGCAACACCUCGUCAAUCCUAUGGUUUCUUUAGGAUUGAGAUUCUUGGUGCUCUUGUGUCGAUUCAGAUGAUAUGGCUUCUUGCUGGAAUUCUUGUAUAUGAAGCCAUUGAAAGGCUGAUCCAUGAUACAGGUGAAGUUAAGGGCUUUCUUAUGUUUGCUGUUUCUGCCUUUGGUUUAGUGGUUAAUAUUGCCAUGGCACUUUUGCUGGGUCACGGUCACGAUCACGGUCACGGUCACGGCCAUAGUCACGACCACGGCCAUGGUCAUCAUGGCCAUAGUCACGACCACCGGCACAGUGGAGAUGGUCAUGACCAUACUGACGAGGAUCAUGCUGGACAUAAUCCAAAACCCAGAGUCACAUCUGAUGAUCAUCAUCACCAUCAUCAUGGAGAAUUUCUGGAACACCAUCAUGAGAGCUGUCAUCAUCAUGGCCAUGAAACAGAUCAUAGCGAGCCAUUGCUCAAGGCUUCCUGUGAUAUCAAUAACGAGAAAGAGAGUGGGCAUAAACAGAAGAAGCAAUGGAAUAUCAAUGUACAGGGUGCUUAUCUUCACGUGCUAGGAGAUUCGAUUCAGAGUGUCGGUGUGAUGAUUGGUGGAGCGAUCAUAUGGUAUAAGCCCGAGUGGAAGAUCAUCGAUUUGAUAUGCACCCUUAUAUUCUCAGUAAUCGUGCUGGGCACUACAAUAAGAAUGCUUCGGAAUAUUUUGGAGGUUCUCAUGGAGAGCACACCGAGGGAGAUUGAUGCCACAAGGCUCGAAAAGGGUCUCUGCGAGUUGGACGAGGUGAUUGCAGUGCAUGAGUUGCACAUCUGGGCAAUAACAGUCGGGAAAGUCUUGUUGGCUUGCCAUGUUAAAAUAAAGCGUGAAGCCGAUGCGGACAUGGUGCUGAACAAGGUUAUUGACUACAUCAGAAGAGAAUAUAACAUCAGCCAUGUCACAAUUCAAAUAGAGCGUGAGUUGAUGUUGAGCUAGCGAGAUGACCAUCUGUACUUGGGCAUCAAUGCGCUGAAUAUAUGUGGAGAUGUUUAAAGGAUCCGGUGAGUCAACUGUUCGACUGUUCGAUCGUAAAGAUGACGAGUACGGACGCCAUAUAUUCUUGAGAGAGCCAGCCGGAUCAGCAUUGAGGUUUUAGUUGCUCUCUUAAUUGUGCAGUGGACUUGAAAUCUUUCACCAUGCAUAAAAUGCAGUGUGCACUGCCCUUGUUCGCGACUUUAAUUUGGACAUGUUACUACCCAUGCUUGCAUUGUCUGUGUCAAUUGAUCUCGAGUGGAUGUUUAGCAUAUGCAGAAUCAGGGCUGUGAGACGGAACUGCGAUUUCAGCUUUGACUUUUUUUUAGUUGCUAGGUAAAAUAUUUAACAAUGGAGUGAGCAUCCUAAAUGGAAUAAAACUUAUUUGUCAUA